Messenger RNA from Andrographis paniculata, 2930 nucleotides. RefSeq lists its product as uncharacterized. Lineage: Eukaryota; Viridiplantae; Streptophyta; Magnoliopsida; Lamiales; Acanthaceae. Bases 183 to 2240 code for a protein of 685 amino acids. The transcript is spliced from 2 exons. The record is from RefSeq and is a predicted model, not a curated record.
GCACGGAGCUGAAACAGGAAGUUUGUGCUUUUCAGCGGACAGAGAUGCGUGGAGAAAGAAUAGCUGUAAUGUGUGGAGAGAGAAAUCUGACGAGGAGGAAUCACUGAAGAGUUGCUGGUUACCGUCGUCGAGGAUCUAGGAGUGGAGUUGAAUUUCGGUUUCCGAGAAUUUGUUUGAGUCCUAUGGAAGGUACAUCCCCAGAUAGAGAUUCUAUUGGAUCUGCAGCUAGAAAGUCGAGUUUCUCGUCUGGAAGAAAAGUUCGUCGGAGAAAGGAGUUUCUUCGUAAAUUCGUGGACAGUAAUAGUCUGGAAGCAAAUCUCACUACAUGGUUUAAGGACAUAGUCGAACAUAAUGUGUCACCCGUCUUCGAUGUUCCUUUCGAGUUGGUGGAUCUUCAAAAAUUCGAUUACGCUCUGGAAGGGGUUCGAUUUCAACAACUUCUUCGAAUGCCUGAUGCUGUCCAUGCCUCAACCCCCGGGUUUUUCGAAGCAGCCGCUUAUCUUGCUCUCGAGGAUUUCCUGCACGCCACCGCGAGCAGCCUGUGGGGAGCUUUCUGGGGACACGAGAAUGAUCCGAUGCCUUUCUAUGUUUCGUCCUUAUCCGACGGGAACUUGCGAUUUUGCCAAGCUGAAAAAGAGAUCGCCAAAGGUAAAGUAACAGGUUUUUAUGCAUCGGCAAUAAUGCGAAAGAAUCCGAGGCAUCCGCAAGGGAAAUGGGAUGAUAUCGUCGAACUAGCAUUGCUGAGGCCCGACGUUCAAAUUCUUGCCUCGAUCGAAGACAAUUCCGAAGCUCUGUUCUCGAUUCUGGGCGAAGCUUUAUUUUUCGCGCUCCGCGUAUUGCUUGCGAGAAGUAUCGGCAGAUCUAAUGUUCCUCUGAGUUUGACGUCUGUUUUUGUACUUCUACUCGACUCUCAGCAUGGCAGUGUUGUUAAGGUCGAGGGCGAUCUAAAUAAUCUGGAAUUCGACGUAAACAAUGUCUACGGAUCUGCUGCGGCGUGGUUCAAAAACCAUUCCAGAAUCGCGAUUUCCCCUGUUGAUAGGAUUUGGAAUAAGCUCGGAAACGCAAACUGGGGAGAUAUCGGCGCUUUACAGGUACUCUACUCUACAUUUCAUUCAAUUGCGAAUUACGCCGGAUCACCUAAACACACUGUGGAAGAUUUGGCCACCGAGCACAGUUCUCGACUUCAAAGAAGAAGAAGUAAAAGACAGUUAGGCGAUACUCGGGUGAAUGGCAACGGUUCGUCCCGAAUUCAGCAUUACACUGCUUCUCCUGAAAUUGUCGAAGUUGAGGAGGAAUCCAUCGAAGUAGCAACCGAGAAUUCGACGAAACUGGAAAUCGGGACUAUUUUACAGCUGGAAGAUUCCCGAUCGGAGAAUGGAUACCGGAUAGAUGAUAUUCGGUACGACGGGGAUUUUUCAAUUUAUGUAACGUCUCCGAUCGACAAACCGGAGAAGUCCUUUUUCCUGUACAUCGGUUCGGAGUAUCAAGUUCAACGGCAAACGAAAGUACUAACGGUUAUGACAGAGAAAGGUUUGUCGAGCAAGUACCUUCCCCGACUCUAUGAAUCGAGUCGAGCGGUCCAUUCAGGUCGAUGCCGGAAAUUGUCGUCGAGCUCAUCUGGUAAGUGUGGUCAUCGAUUGUGCGGGAUUCCGGUGGUGCUGACUACUCCGGUGGGAAGGACUGUCGGCGAAAUGGUGAGCGCCGGCGAGUUUGGCGCAGACGAGGCUAUCAGAUGCUGUCACGAUUGUCUGUCGGCUCUCUCUGCUAGCUCCUCAGCCGGAAUACGGCACGGUGACAUCCGGCCGGAAAAUGUCAUCUGUGUAAAAUCCGGCGGGAGGCCGUACUAUUCACUCAUCGGCUGGGGUUACGCCAUUUUAGAGGAGAGAGACCAUCCGGCGACGAACCUUCAUUUCUCUUCGACUUCGGCUCUUCAGGACGGGAAGUUAUGCUCGGCUUCCGAUGCGGAGAGUCUCGUGUAUAUGCUGUAUUUUGCCUCCGGUGGAGAUUCCGCCGUUUUGGACUCAGUCGAGGGCGCGCUGCAAUGGCGAGAAACCUCGUGGUCGAGGAGAUUGAUUCAACAGAAGCUCGGCGAAAUCUCCGCCGUCCUCAAAGCAUUUGCGGAUUACGUCGAUAGCCUAUGCGGCACGCCGUAUCCCGUUAACUACGACAUUUGGCUGAGGAGAUUGAGAAGACAUAUUAGCGAAGACGACAGCGGUAAGGAGAUCGACACAUCUACAUAAACCUGAAUACAGAAGAAACUCGACAGCUCGGCUGUUGUAAAUAUAGACUGUUCCCGACAUCAUGAGUGCGACAAAUGCAAGGGCUGGCUAGGUCGCGAGAAAAUCUUGCGACGAUGGAAUCCUAAAGGGAAAUUGAGCUUGAUUCGACACUUAUUUAAGAUGUUGUGUUUGUUAUUUCCUCUGAAGUUUCAGUCGGGCGAAGAAGAAGAGACUCCAUUUUUGGAACUAAAGCAAAUAACAGGUGAAGCUAUUCGAUAUGACGAUACUCGCCGUAGAUGAAAAGGUGUUAGUCGAUCGAAAGUGUUACUAUGUUAAUUCACGUCCGUUUCUUCGAGGGCUGCUUUCGCUGCCGUCUUGGCGUCCUUUAAUAGAUUGUCGGGGACCUGGAAACUCGGAAAAAGCGUCAAUCAUCGACUCAGAAAUGUCGUUGAAAUGCAACGAGCAUUGAAAUAUUUCCAAAAGCGUCGAAGAUAUUAGCCCGGCGAGUGUAGAUAGGGUCGAGACAAUAAACUCGUUUAUAUUUCUUACCUUCCAACUCGAAGGCCUUGUCUUUUGCUUUGUCGUCGACUCCAACCCGGCAUGCCUUUUUCCGGGUUUCAUUUAUUAUAGUAUGUUCUAGACAAUGAGAGAAGUUACAUCUUGGCCGCCUCGACUACCCCUUUCCGGCUCGUCAAAGCUUCAACUUUUCAA